This is a messenger RNA of Quercus lobata, 1830 nucleotides long. RefSeq names its product zinc finger BED domain-containing protein RICESLEEPER 2-like. The record is from RefSeq and is a predicted model, not a curated record. The transcript is spliced from 5 exons. Lineage: Eukaryota; Viridiplantae; Streptophyta; Magnoliopsida; Fagales; Fagaceae. Bases 1 to 1830 code for a protein of 609 amino acids. Gene Ontology annotation, molecular function: DNA binding; protein dimerization activity.
AUGUCACUCUUGUCUUCCAUGACUUGUGAGAAGUCUAGCUUCUCUCACACGCUGAAGAAAAAAGAAAAGAAAGAUGCAAAGGCCAUUCGGCCUAAGGAGCUAAAGAAAGAGAUUUUGGUUGAAGCAAAGUCAAAAUUCAACGGCACCGUUUCUACCUCCUCGAAUCCAACAACACCGUUUCACACCACCAACCCCAACCGCACCAAAAAGACGAAAUGCACCUCCUCAACCACUCCAUCAAACAACGUCGUCCCGAACAGGAAACGACCACUAUCUCUUAUCGUCGUCCUCAUCAACCGAUUCAAGGCGGCUCAUGGUCAUGAGAGGCAAAGCUUGGGGUCUUUGGCCAUGGGUUUCUGGAUUUUUGCAGAUUCAAGGUUGGAUAUACCCAGUGCUUGGCAAAUGCCGCAGGUUUGUUUAUGUUCCUUCUCCACACAUGAAAAUGUCUUUGCUGAAGUCCUUGUUGAUUGUUUUUUAGAGUGGAACAUUGAUAGGAAGUUGUCCACAAUAAUUGUUGAUAAUUAUAGUACUAAUGAUGUCAUGAUAAGACUUCUCUUGAAUAAGCUUGAUACUAGUUCUCUUAUGUUGGGUGGGUUUAUGUUGCAUAUGAAGUGUGCUGCACAUGUUUUGAAUUUGAUUGUUCAAGAUGGGUUGUCUCUUAUUGGUGAUGGUAUUGAAAGGAUUCGUGAUAGUGUAAUUUAUUGGACUAGAUCACCAAAAAGGAGGCAGAAAUUUGAAGAAAAUGCACGUCAAUUGUGUGUUCAAUGCACCAAAGAGUUAGUCUCAGAUUGUAAAACACGUUGGAAUUCAACUUACUUAAUGCUUUCUACUGCAUUGAUUUAUAAAGAUGUUUUCUUACGUUUGACUAAACGUGAAACAUCUUAUACUUGUCUACCACAUGAUUAUGAUUGGGAGAUAGCCAAAGAUAUUUGUGGGAGGUUGGAGUUGUUUCAUAGUGUGACUCAGUUUUUCUUUGAUUGUAAGUACCCCACAACUAAUAUGUAUUUUGCAUUGGUGUGUGAGUUGAAAAUUGCAUUGAAUGAAUGGAGUUUGUAUUCAAGUGAGAUGAUAAGUAUGGUGGCAGAAAGCAUGCUUGCUAAAUUUAAUUCUUAUUGGGCUAAUGUUAGUGUUGUUAUGGCUGUUACUGCUAUCUUAGAUCCAAGAUAUAAGAUGAAGUUAUUGAAGUUUUAUUAUCCUAACAUUUAUGGUGAUAAUUCUGAUUUGGAGAUUGAAAAAAUUAAGAAUCUUUGUUAUGAUUUGCUUGAUGAAUAUGGAGAUUUAGAUGAGUCUCCUGUAAAUAAUGAAGAAAGUUCUCAUAUGCCUGCAAGUACUUCAAAUCAAGUGGCACAAAUGAAAUUUAGGUUGAGUAGGGCAAUGUCAUGUUUUGAUUUGUUUGUGAACAAUAAUUCAAGUAGUUCAAAGAAACAUGGGAGGGCUAGAAUAAAAUUUGAUCAUUUCAUUGAUGAGGGAGUGUUGAAUAGGAGUGAAGACUUUGAUAUUUUAGCAUGGUGGAAAAGUAAUGGUCUCAAGUAUUCUACUUUACAAAGAAUUGCAAGAGAUAUUUUAGUCAUUCCUGUUACAAUUAUUGCUUCAGAAUCUGCCUUUAGCCAUAGUGGGAGACUUUUAAGUCUACAUCGUAGUAGGCUACAUCCCAAGACUAUAGAGGCAAUGAUGUGUGCUCAAAAUUGGUUAUGGAGUGAAAUCAACGGUUCUUCAACUAUAUCUAGAGAUUGUACAUUUCAAUCAAUUCUUGAUGAUGGGGAGCCAAAUGAAGAUGAAGGGAGUUGUGUCACAAUUGAUGGGAGUUGUGUAACAAUUGUGGAAGAUUAA